GUCACUGCGACCAGGGCAACCAAUCGAGCGAAGAAUACCCGGCGAGGAAGGAGACAGGCGACGCGUAAACGACGCAAAUAUGUUCCGCAAUCAGUACGACAACGACGUGACUGUAUGGAGCCCGCAGGGUCGUAUUCAUCAAAUUGAGUAUGCCAUGGAGGCUGUGAAGCAAGGCUCUGCGACCGUAGGACUCAAAUCCAAAACCCAGGCAGUCCUUGUUGCACUAAAGAGAGCUCAGUCAGAACUGGCGGCCCACCAAAAGAAGAUUCUGCAUGUUGACAACCACAUCGGCAUCUCCAUCGCUGGACUCACUGCAGACGCCAGGCUGCUAUGUAACUUCAUGCGUCAGGAAUGUUUGGACUCCAGGUUCGUCUUUGACCGUCCCCUCCCCACGUCACGACUCGUCCAUCUAGUCGGCAGCAAAACACAAAUCCCAACACAGCGAUACGGAAGGAGACCAUAUGGCGUCGGGCUGCUAAUCGCCGGCUAUGACGACAUGGGCCCACACAUCUUCCAGACGUGCCCGUCGGCCAACUACUUUGACUGCAAGGCCAUGUCGAUCGGCGCCCGCUCGCAGUCGGCCCGCACCUACCUGGAAAGAUGCAUGGACAAGUUUGCAGAUUGUAAUUUGAAUGAGUUGGUCCAGCACGGCUUGAGAGCCCUCAGAGAGACCCUCCCCACUGAGCAGGACCUCACCACCAAGAAUGUUUCCAUCGGCAUUGUGGGUAAGGACAUGGAGUUCACCAUCUACGACGACGACGACGUGGCCCCCUACCUGGAGGGUUUGGAGGAGAGGCCGCAGAGGAAGGUGGCCGCGCCCGCAGACGAUGACGCCCCCGCCGCAGCCGUGCCCGACGAGCCCAUGGAGCACUGAGGACCCAAAGCUGACGCACUUCCUGUUUGUGACAAAAAAGUUAGAGAUGUGCCACCUGCCCAAAAACAUCAACCCCUACCUAUUCUGCCAGCAUCAGUUAUUGAGUGCUUUUGUAUGGGUAGAAUGUACCUUGUAUUCAACAAAUAAACUCCACUUUUUUGAA
Messenger RNA from Phycodurus eques (leafy seadragon), 1037 nucleotides. It is a transcript of the gene psma1, whose product is annotated as proteasome 20S subunit alpha 1. The transcript is spliced from 10 exons. Bases 80 to 874 code for a protein of 264 amino acids. The record is from RefSeq and is a predicted model, not a curated record. Lineage: Eukaryota; Metazoa; Chordata; Actinopteri; Syngnathiformes; Syngnathidae. Gene Ontology annotation, biological process: ubiquitin-dependent protein catabolic process. Gene Ontology annotation, cellular component: nucleus; proteasome core complex, alpha-subunit complex; proteasome core complex.